Messenger RNA from Cinara cedri, 24328 nucleotides. The record is from the annotation of a GenBank genome assembly. Lineage: Eukaryota; Metazoa; Arthropoda; Insecta; Hemiptera; Aphididae.
CUGUAAUUUAGUGUUCAUCAACACCAACCUUGUCUAUUUUCGGUAGGUAAUUCAAUUAUAUAACGAUUUCAAGGGCGUUUUACGAUACAUUUUCUCUGGUAUCUACCUGCUUAAUAUUAAACUUUAGUGGAAGUGUGCGGCACCAUAAUGAGGGUAGAAAAGUAAUGUGAGGUGACUGGUCACAGAAUUUAGUGUUUCAGGAUUCUGGUAAAUAUAGUCGUAAACAAUACAAACAUCCGACCAUAGAGUAAUUAGUAAUUAGUAUUAGUAUUACUCUAUGAAAACGAUGGACACUUAUCAAUAUUCGGCAUAAAUCUAAUAAAACAUCCCUUCGAAAUUUUACAUUUUUUUUUUUAACCUACGUAUUUUAACAUUAUAAAAACGAUGGUUUAAACAUUUUUUGGCAAUAAUCAUUACUUGUGAAGUUCGGAUAUUUUGUGUAUUUUCGAUUGAAACAGUCCGAGCGAGCGAAUUAUCCACAUUGUGUCUCAGUGUACACCAAAUGCAUUUGUUUUUCUCUAGUCUUAUUUGCACAAAAAAUCUUGGGUUAUUUUCAAUUAAAAACAGUCCGACCGAGUAAGUGAACCCAAAUGUAAUACAUAAUACAUUUGACGUGAUUUUGCUAACCAAUCUGAAGAAAUUUUGAAUUUUUAACAUAUUAAAGCAAUGAAAACAUCUAAAAUAUCGGGGGGGAAAAAAAUGCAAAUAAAUUUCCAGGAUUCGGGUUUAAACUUAAUAUCUUUAAGAUUAGAUAUAUAUCACCACUAGAUUGCGAUAUUAGUAAUGACAUACAUCGUAAUAUUAAAUUAUUUAAUAUAAACAUAAUAACCGAACUUCAAAUGGCUUUAACUUUAAUGAUUUCUGCCUUAUUAUUUUUAAAACAUUGAAAUGGAUUAGUUUUCGGGAAAAAAAAAUUGAGGAGGUGCUAAACUAGAUUUGUUCCCAAUAUUCAUUGAAGAGUUUACAAUAAUCCAUAUUAAAAUUUUAGAGUUUUCGCAUUUCUCUAAUUUCAUCAGUUAUAAUAUUCUAAUACAUACUUAUAUUAAAGCUAUGUGCUCUAAAAAAUUUAACGAUUUAAGAUAAUAAAAAAACAUCAAGUGACAUCUCUAAAAAUUGAAUUAUUCCAACUUAUUCAUAAAUAGAUUGGCGAGAGCGUGAUAAUGCGCAUAAUUUUAAAAAAAAUGUUCUAUUAUUAUAUUAUAUAGUGUUCUUUUUAAACCUAGAUUAUCUAGGUUACUUAGGUAUCUAUUUAGGUAGAUAUAAUAACUUGAAAGAAAACGGUAAACGGACAAAUUGUAAUUAUUUAAAACAACACAUUUUUAUAUUUUAAACUUUUGUAUAAAAUUGUAUUAUAUACCUAUUAUUUAUUACAAAAACAUGAUAGGUUCUUGGUAUUUAUAUAUGCCUAAUAUGUGUUAAUAUAAAUAUCAAUUGAUAAUAAAUUUUGAAAAUAACAUAAACAAUAUUAAGGAAAAAAACACGAAAAAAAUAAUCUAAUGGAAAAAUCUCAAAGAAAAAAAUUUGCCUAAAAAAAAAUCCCAAAAUGUAGUAUUUUUCUUUCAAACUAAGCAUAUAAGAAAGCAAAGGCAUUUAUACUGUUAAUUUUUCAUACUAAAUUAUUUUAUCUAUGUACUUACCAAUAUUAUUAUUAUUUUUAUUAUUUAUUAUUAUACAAUAUAUUAUCUAUUAUGAUAUUCCAAACAAUUGAGAAAAUUCAUAAAUAAUUUAAUAUAAUUUUUAUUUAGUAUUUUUUCCCGUUUAUCGUUUAAUAAUAAUGUAGGUAAGUUGCCAUUUAAAAAUAAAAAAUAUUUACCUAAUCUUAUCUCAUCACCGAAAAUAAUGGUUUACUCAAUACGCUCAUUAAUUUAACUUGGAAGGGAAGGAAAAUAUAUAUAUAGUAUAUUAUAUCAAUUUUGAUAAGGUAUUUUUCUAAGUUGCCUCAGAAAAAUUAUUAAAUAGAAAUUAUCUAUUAUUUUCACCCAACAAAGAUACGUUCAUCCCAACGUAUUCUUCAUACUUAACAUCUCUUAUACUCCCAAAGUCACUUAUUUGGACAUAACCCUAGAUGCCGAAUUUUGUUGGAAACCUUAAAUAGCAUCUUCAUCAGCAUUCGUUUCCAAAUGGUCAAACUUCCUUCCUUCCUUGUCAAACUUCAAUGUCCGGCAUCUAGUGUGACUUUGGCGAACUUACGGUUUGGGCGUCAGGCGUUUCCGCCAAAGAAACAUAAUUUUCGUUUCCGCCAAAAUGAAAGAGGUUCGAUUUUCGUUUUCCGCCAUAUCUAUUUCUACCUACCCAUCUUAAUUAAAUUUUUAGAUUCAUUUAGAGUUAGGAAAUUAGGAAAUAUUUGUUUGAACUGAUUUGUAUGAAAAAUUAAAUUUUGAACCUAUCAAUUAAAAUCAUUUUUUUUUAUCACGUUUAUUCAUUAUGAAUUCUAUUUUAAAGAUAUAUAUAUACAUACAUCGAUAUACUCAGGGUUAAGGGUUUAACGAAUUAACAUGUCUACGUUGUCGUAAUAGUCGAAAUUUUCACAGUUGUCUCUAAGCCCGAUAACACACACUAUUUAAACAUGAUAUAGAUAAGAUAAUUUUAUAUACAUAUAUUUAUAAUAGGUAGGAAUUACUACGCGUAAAAUCGAUUAUUUCGAUUUACAUCGAUAACACUGUAUAUAGACUAGGGGUUCUUAAACUUCAUCUCAAUAAUAUAGGUAGAAAUAAAUUUGGCCCUUUUUCACUUUGGCGGAAACGAAAUUUAAGUUUUUCGGCAGAAACGAUGACUGUCCCUCCAGUCUGUACCCUUCAUUUCACUGAAAGCACCUGCAAUUUCUCCCAUAUUUUCUUUUACUGCCAUUCCCUUCACUUACCGCGUGUUAAGCUACUCAAUUCCCUUACAUUCUUUAAUAUCCUCCUCAAUCUUAAUUCCGAGGAAGUUAUCUAUAUAAAUAUUUCUUUCACCUUAUCACAAUAAUUGAGCUGUCAUAGUUUGACUAAAAACUAAUAAAAAAUAUAUCAAUUGUUAUCGCGGAUGCAACUCGGACAAAAUAUCUUUUACGUACGCAAUUCGAAUGCACCGAUGAUUUUAUGGUACUCACAUGGACUUUAUUUUUUUAUCUCACUUUAUGACUAUAAAUUAAUGUAUAGGUGAGAAGUUAGGAAAGUAUAAAAAGCAUCUAGGAGAUUUUAGCGAAUUGUUUUCGACGAAACAAUUUAUUUAUUUAUUUGGAGUAAAAAUAAUACAAAAAAAAAAAAGAACGUUAAUAUGUUAAUGCAAUAAUAAUAAUAACAAUAUUAAUAUGUGCAUGUCUGUAUAAGUAAUAGGUACGAGUUAUACGAUUAAUAGUCUAUACCAGUCAAUAAAUAAAUAAAGCCACAUGUCAAGUCACUGUGUAUGUAUAUACAGUUAAAAAAAAAUACAGAACUUUAUAUUUUAUAUACUAAUAAAAAUUUAAAAACAAUGUUGUAUGACAAAUGUUUUGGAUACCUUUUAGAUAUUUAAUAUAACUUAUUAAGUCUUCGUUUGAAUUGUUGUUCACCAUUUUUUAUAUUUUCUGUGGUUUUCCAUUUUAAUUUUUGUUGUUCUGCUUUACCAGCCUCAACAUAUGCUACUUUUAAUCAAGUUAGUCUACAUUUUAUUUUGAAUACACAUUUCAAAAUAUCUUACCGAAAUUUGCUUAGAAUUGUUUUUCGUAAGCAAUGAUUUAUCAUUGCAUACAUGGUAUAUAUGGUAACCACAAUGAUGAAGUUUCAAUAUCAAGUUCAAGAUUAUCUAAUAUUUCACUAUAGUCACUAGAUUAACCAAUGCUGUAAAAUCUGAAGGUUUUUUAGCAACAUACUCAAUUUCAAUCUAAAAAAUAAAUAACAAAAAAUAACCAAUAGUGUAUCGCAACAAAAAUAUUGUAAUAAUAUCUACUUCAUUAGGAGAUUCAUUAGUAAAUAAAUCUAACUUUGUUAUUAUUUUCAAGACACUGUGACACAUAAAACUACACAUUAGUGAUUUUUCUAGUGUUGACUUAACUGUAAUUGGUAUAUCUGUGAAAAUAAUUUUCAAAAUAAAUGUAUUAACAUUUUACUAAAGACAUUAACUUGUAAGAUUCCUGAUUAAAUUUAUAUAAUAAUGUAUUUUUUUUUUUUUAUUACACUUCUGAAGGAAAUGAAAUUGUUUUUAAUAAAUGUUGAGUAUUUAACAAUAUAUUAAGCUCCUUCAACAAUAUUCCAUUAAUACUUUUAGUCCCCUACACAAAUUUCUUGAACUUCAUUAUAUUCCAUAUAUGUUAAGAUCUUAACACAUAAAAUUUUAGAUUCUGAGUGGAGCAAGAAAUGUAUUGGUUUUACAAUGUUUAUUAUUGUUUUUGUUUUUUUUAUCAGUGAAUGAUUUUUAUACCAGCUUUUUGCUCUGAUUUACAAUGAUAAAAACCAGGGAAAAAAUUGCAAAAACGAGAAAAUCGAUAAAAUAUUAAACAAUUAUUAUAAAAGAAAAUAAAUAAUGCAUAUGUUAUUAUUUUAUCAUAUUAUAUAUUGUUGACAAAGCAACACUAUCAACCGAACUUCGAGCCAAUAUCACUAUUAGCUAAAAAUAUCAAUACUCUGAAACAAUAUUUAAAUAGUUUUUUUAUGUAUUUUAAAUUUCACAACAAUAGAUUUUUAUAAUAUAAUAAUAAUAAUAAUAAUAUUCAUAUCAUUAAAUUAUUUUUUUUUUUGAUUAUCCCAAUCAUUAACUAAAAUAUUGGAUUUUGUCAACUUUUAAGCUAAACAUAGGCUGGCCUGAACAUGUUAAAAGUUAAAACUAUACCAACUGCGCUAUUUUGCAUCUAAAUAGUUAAUUUAAGAAUACCUAUUACAACAAAUAAAUUACAUGAACAUAAUAACAUAUUAACAAAUGGGUGUGAAUUUUCCAAAAGUGUGGUAUAAAAACCACCAGCUUAAAAGUCAACAGACUACACUAACAAAAUUUUUUUAAAUAUUAAUAAAUAAAAAUAUUUGUAUUCAUAUUUUUUUAGUUGCAUGAUUUAACAAUAAAUUAACACAAUCUAAUUUUAUCAAAUUAUUAAUAAAUUAUAAUUAUAUUACUCUUAAACAGAGAUUAGACAUCUAAAAAUAUAUUCAAAUACAUUUCUGUAGGUAUGUAAAAAAAAUAAAAAUAAAAAACUCUUACUUAAAUAUAAAUCAAAUAAAUGACAUUGAUGAGCUUUUAACAAAGAUAUCCAUAACGGAACAUAGUUAGUACUUUUGAUUAUAAUAAAUAUAUUAUAUUAUAUAAUGUAUAUUCUUCUAUUAUAUCAGCAUCAAUUGCUGCACGGUGUAAACAAGAUUUUAUUAAUGCCACAUAAACUACACAAAAAAAAUGAUUAACGUUACUCAUUUUAGAAAAAUGUUUUAAUUAUUCAUUCAAAAUAUGUCCAUGAGACAAUGUUAAACAGUAUAUAGAAGUAAUUAUAGCAUUAUUUAUAUUGAUUCGCCAUUCAGAAUUUGGCACAGCAGAUAUAAAAUCAUUAAAACAAUAAAUGCUUAAUUUUUGAAUAAAUAAAACUUGAUCAGAGUUCAAUGAUUUUAUAUUUCGUAUAAUCAGUGAUAAUAAAUUUAAAUAAUUAGCUGCAUUUGGAUCAAACAAUUUUUUUUUCAAACCCACAACUAAAUUAAACCUUGUUGAUUAAUAAGAAGCUUAUAAAUUAUUGUGAGAAAAAAUAUACUUUAAAUAUUUUUCAUCAGCUUGCAGAGAAAGAAUCUUGAAUAUUUCAUUUAAAUUUUCUUCUCCUAAAAAAUUAUAACAUGGUUCUGAUAACCACCCAAUACUUCUUACUAUUACAGCUUGUUCUUGAAAAUUUAAUUUGUGAUCAUAUAUUUUAGAUUUAAGAAACAAUCAUAAUUUAAAAACAACACAGAAAACCAGCAAUUUAAUAAUUCUAUAAUAUAUAAUGUUUAUAAUACAGUAGAAUAUUAUUACAUAAUUUAAUUAAAAAGAGUAUGUUGUGUUAACAUUUGAAAAAAUAUUUUUUUAAAUUUAUACUUUUAUUAAUUCUCAUUGAACAUUUUCAAUACUUGGUUCAAUAUUGAUUGAAUUUCUUGAAAAUUUGAUUAUAGCCCCUUUAUAGAGUGUUUCAAAUGAAGAUAACCCAAUUUUUUUUAUCUUCUAAAUUUGGCAAUGAGCACCAAUCCUAUACCUUUUUUGGAAACCAUACAAUUUCAGCUGAAUCUUUGAAUAAUAACUUUAAAAAUAGUUGAACAUGUUUUUGAAAUAAAUUUAGGCCAGCUAAAACUUAAACUUUUUUUUUAUAUUGAAGAUAUACUUAAAAAUGUUUUAUUGUAUUUUACUUCAAUUAAUAAUGUGUGUUUUAUUAUCUUCAACUGUGUCAAUUAAUUUUUUUAAUAUUUCAUAAAAACGAACACAAUAAUCACAAUUUUCUAUAUGGUUCGCAAAAUUAUUUAAGAAUCCUGUUAAUCCAUUUAAAUAACCGAUAGCUACUGGCAGUAAAAAUUUCGCGAAUAUUUUUUUCUCGUAUAUCUAUCUAUAAAAUUGCACACCAUAAAUUGUUUUCAAAAUAAAUAAAUAAAAGUAAAAUUAUUAACUUAGUUUUGUAGUUCAUAUAAAAAUAAAUUCAUGAGUUUAUCUUUAUAAUAUCUUAAAUACAUCGGAUGAUAUUGAGCAAUUACUCCAAAUAGAUUAUAUACAUGCUGACGAACUACAAAUGAUUAAAAUAGAAAUAAAAAAGUUAAUAUAGUAAAAUAUGUAUAUUUGUACAAUCUCAUCUCAUAUUACCUGUAGCUGUUAUUUUUUCACCUAAUGAUACUUCAUUAUUCAAAUGUUCUAUAAUUUUAACAAUUUCAAUUUGGUCACUAAAAUCAUUUAACUCAAAAAGUUUCUCAUAUAUUUGAUAGGUUUUAAUACUUAUGUCUGCACUUUUUUUUGUAGUUAUGAUAUAUAAAGUACAUAAUUCCUAUAACAUAUUUGAUAUUAUUAUUAUUUUUUUUUUCAAAAUAACAAUCUACGAGUCUAGUGCCAGCGUUAGGUUUUGUGGAGCCCUGGUCAAUGUUUAAGUAUAACUAAUAAUAAUUGUAUGUCUAAAUAAUAAUAUUAAAACUAAAACAAGUGCAGAGCCUUGGACUUAUAUCCCAGUAGUCCUCUCCUAGCGCCAGCACUGGUCAUUACAAUAUCCUAUUAAUGUGUUUGUUAUAGCUAAAAAGCAGUUUUAUUAAACCAAUGCUUAGUGCUAAAAAACAUGUGACAGGAAACUAUUACAAAACUUUUAGUGAAUUUAUAAAUUUGUAUUUACUAUUAUUAAUUUAAUGUAACAAACAAUUUUUGUAGGAAAUAAUUCUAAUAAUUGAAGAAAUAAAAAAUAGGAUGUCAGACAUAAUCACUCUAGUGUUUGAAUCUAAGCUAAUAACAAUUUUUGCAUAUUUAACAAUUCCUUUACCGUCACCAAAUAAUGUUUUGAGAGCUACUUCUAUAAAAAAAAAAAAAAAAAAAAAACAUCAAAUUUAAAUUUUAACUAUAGGAUAAUAGUUGAAAAUAUAAUUAAAACAAUGUGUAGCACUUACAUAUCUACAUAAAUAUUUAUUUAACAAAAAAUAAAUAAAUUAUAAAUAAUUAUCAAUUAGAUCUGGCAAUUAAUGUUGUAUAAUUAUUAUUUAAUUUUUAGUUAAAAAGAAUAAACUGUUAACAAUUUUAAAGAUCUAUAGAAGCUAUGACUAAUAUAAGUGCAUAACCUAGUAGUAAUAUCCCAAAGUUUAAAAAUACUGUAGACAUUUUACAAUAACAUUAAAGGGACUAAUUAUUAAAUGUUAAUUCCAAUUCUAUAGAGGGUACACAUUAUAGUAUUGUAAGUAAUGUCAUAUGAAAUGUUUCUAUUGUAAAAUUUAAUUGACUUUAAUUAGUUACUUUUUCCAGAUAAAAUUGUAUGUCUUUUUUGUGGAGGAUAAAUAGGUUAUUGAUGUGGAUAAAAUGUGAAUAUUAUACUACUCUUAACUAUCAGAAAAAGUACCAAAUAUAUAUUUUAAAGUAUUUUUGUUAGCUAAUUUAUAAAUGUUUUCGCACAAAUUUACACUUUUUCUACAUAGCAUUCAGUUUUACAAUCAUUUUCAAAAACCAAAAUCAUCUGCUAUUUACUUAUUUAACUGUCCUAAUGAAUUGUUUUAAUUAAUCAUAAUAGUUAUUUUCCGCACUAACUUUAAUAUCCCAUUUCAAAACAUAAGGGGUAAUAUUAGAAGAAUUAAUCAAUUAAAAAAUUAAAAGAAUCAUUUUUUAGUGGUUACCUAUCCAUAAGAAAUUAAAAAACUAUGAAAAAUGUCAAUUUUCAAGAUUCAGCAGUUAGAGUACUGAAGACAGUCAGUUUCUUCUUUUAUAUAUGAAUUUAAAAAUGAGAACUUAAUUUGUUAUAUACAAAUACAAAUAACUACACAACAUAAAUUACUCCUUUCUAUAAAUAUUAAUUGUUAUUUCUAAAAUAGGGAACAUAAAAUUGGAAAAAAAUAUAGUCACAUAGGUAACAUACACCCAUUAGAUUAAGUCACUGGAGACCUUACUUUGGGUAUAUGAUUGUUAAUAGAGAGAUUGUUAUAGUGUCCAAACCAUUUCCAAACACGGACCUGUGGCACUAUCGAAUAGGCAACUAAACCGAUACAAAAUGAAUAAACCAUUUUACAAAAUUCAAAGAUUAAGAAUAUAAGCUCAAUUUGCACAUUAAGUCAUUAGACAUUAAAAAAUCACCAGAAUUAAUAGAUGUAAUGUCACUUUUGAAAUAUCGAUCAAUUUGAGCAAUAUGUUGUUGGGCAGCUUAAACAUUCAAAUUCAAAAAACUUUUGCUUUUUGUGAUAUUUGAGUACAAUAUACAUAAAUGUAACUUAAUAUUUGACAUUUUGCACAAAACGUUUACAAAAAUAUUUGAAAGCCGUUAGAUCUUAAACAUUUUAAAAACACAAUGUAAAUUGGGGUUUAACUUCAUAUUCUGCAAAGUAGAAAAGAAAUAUUAAAUUAUUGUAACUGAAUUAUAAACUAUAAGAUAAAAUCGAUUUAAAUUAUUCUUUGUAACUUUGAAGUUUGAGUAGAAGACAAUUAAUAUACUUACAAAAUGUUAAUAAAACAUUUAUUUUUUUGUAUAACUAUAUUAGCGUACCAAACUUAAAAUUUGUAAAAUCUAGAAAAUUGAAAACCAGUAGAACUAUGAAAUAAACGAUAAGAUAUGGCCGUGGAUAAGACUAUGAGAGCAUACCAGUAUAAAUAAUACCACAAAUAUUUAUUAUAUUACGUAAAGACCAUAGACAUUUAUUAUACUCUUUGUCUAUGGUAUAGACCAAGGUUUAUAGAUAAUAUCUUAUAAGAUUAUUAUAUUUAUAUAAUCUUUAAACAUUGCAUAUGGCCCACGGAUUAGAUAUUUUUUAAUUCGUGGUAUAGAUCACGAAUUAAAAUCUUCAGCCCGUUCUCACCAACAUAAACAUUGAUUAUUAAACUUUAAUAUUUUUUAUAAGGUAAUCGACCAAUAGUGGUCGGUAAUCAGCCAUAAACUCGGUUUAAAAAUCAGAUAAACGCCCUUCUUUACGUUGGUAAUAACGGCCCUUAAAAGAUAAAGUCGAACAACUUCCUAUCCUCCCGCCUAUUACAAUAUCUCUGCUUAAUGAGGAAAAAUCGAUACAAAAACCUUUUUUGUUUUCUAAAUAACUGUAACUUUUUUAAUAGUUCAUAAAUCAAAAAACUCCUAUAACAUCCCCUCCAAAAUAUUAUUCCCUUUAAAUUUCAUGAUAUUAUGUACUUUUACUCUAAAAUCGAAAUUAAGCUUUGCAUGUUAUAUCUGGUAGUUUGACUAAGACAGUUGUAAUUGUGGGUAUAACGUCCUCUUAACAUACAUUGUUGUUUAGGUUGGAAUUUGACUUGAAACAAUUCGCCACUAGAAAAUAUUUAAAUAAUACAACCAAGUUAGUUUUUUCUUUUUUUAAAUGGCUGACUUUAGUACGACAAUUUUACAAUAAGUUUAGUUAGUUAUAUUGGGUAUAACCUCUUAAGAACUAAUAAUAUAAUUAAUAACUUUAUUAAUAUAUAAUUUACUACGUCCGUCAGAGUAUUAAAAAAUAAAUAUCGAUUCUUGUAAUUAGUUUAAUGGUGGGGUUUACGUUACCUACCCUGUUUCACCAUGGAGGUCAAUCCUAAUAGUAGUAAAUUUUAAUUUACAUCGCAUGUUGCGAAAUAAAACGUUGCUAUAUUUCGUUUACUGGUUUUUCAAAAUUAUUCGGAAUUAUUUCACGUGGUCUAGGUAUAUGCAGGUGUCAUAUUACUGCGCCGUAAAGAUUUUUACACCGAAGUUAUAUUUACAGGCAGUGCUUGAAUAUUGGGAGGGCAUAAGGGGAUGGAGCUCCCCUAUAUUUUUUCUAAUGUAUCCUCACUAAUUAUUUCUAUCGGGAAGAACGAAAAGGUACACUUCUAUGAGUAAAUGAUAUUUAAAAAUAUUUAUUCCAUUAACACAAAUAAAUUCCAAAUUUUUUUUUGUAAUUUAUUGUUAAGUUAUCCUUUUUUUGUAUUGUACAUUGGCGACAUUGUAUUAUGAAAUAAGUGAUAACUGAUAAGCAGGAUUAACGAUAACUUAACGAUACUAAGUGUCUCCAAUUAGUUGAGGACGUUAAGGUAUAAAAUUGUAUCGAUCUAAAUACGUAUGUGUCAUUUUAUUACUCUAUGAUAUGGGUAUUGUCCAAAGAUAAUACAUGUAUUAUCUAUGGUAUUGCUUUUUUAAAUACUGGCACUGAACUAUAUGCCUUAUAGUUUAUAGUUAUAUACUAUAUAUAUAGUUCAGUGAAUUCUGGUAAUCUGAAAAAAAAUCCCUGUAAAUAAAUCCCGAAAACAACUAUACUGUAAAUAAUAAUGGCGAAUUUGUCGUUUUAAAAACGAGUUUUGCGUUUUAAACACGAUAACGCUUGGAAUCAUAACACAUUGUUUUACGUGGUACGCGACACACGUAAUCGGUGUACGACGCGUUUUAGAACGAAUAUCAAAACUAUAAUAACAAUAAAACUACAAAUACGUCUGAACUAGACGAGGUAUUUUUAUUUGAGGAUUUAGUGAACGCGAGCAAACUGCGCUAGUGUAGUGCGCGCAAAUCGUGCGUUGACACCACGAGGUGCAAAACGCUCUUGUGUGGCGCGGCCUUAAAUUAGUGGCAGUUUUGUUAUGGUGCGCCUAUACACAUACUUAUAUUUUUCAACUCAAUAUUUUAAUACAUAAUUGUUUGCAUAAUGCAUAAAUGUUAUUGAAGUAACUGAGUGAUAUUACUCUAUGCAAGAGCGUAUCCAGAAAUGUUUCAUGGGGGGUCAGCGUAGAUUAGGAUUCCCGACAGAUUUAUGUAUGAUGAUAUACAUAUUUUUAUAAUGACAAUACAUUUUUGAAUUACAGCGAUAAUCACUAUGGUUCAAUAAGUAAAUUAUAAAUGUAUAGUUGGCCGUUUGAAUCUGCACAAUAAUUUAGUUCGUAUGAAAUGGUCAUACUGUAAAAUUAGUAUUCAGUUUUUUCCUUAAUUUGUUGACAAAACGGCGCCUCAUAAUUCCAUAUUUCUAUAUUACUCUAUGGUUUUGAUGCAAUAAUAACGAAUAGAGAAACAAUGUUUUUCUCUCUUAUUUGACACAUAGAGUAACUCUAUGAUUUGACAAGGAAAGUAAUGAUUGUGCGUGAUAUUGUGUAAGAGAGGUGCGCAGUACAUUAGUGAUAACAAAUACUAUAGUAUCACCUUUGUUUUCAUACAAAUUUGCGUUCAAUACAAUAUCCAUAUGUUUAAUAGUAUAUCCAUGUGUAGGUACGAGUUCACCAAUGAACAAUCACAAAUUGCAAUGCGAAGUUGCCAUAAUAUCUACUACAUGUAUACAACCAUUUAGCAUGUCUACAACUACUACAUACACAUAGAGACGGUGUUAAAAGUCGUGUUUCGUGUACCUGUCGCCCGUGAAUUGACUUGCCAUGGAUCAUGAAUAGAAUAUUUUUGAUAAUAUAACAAUUCAGUUAUAUGUGUCGUACAACUACUAACUGCCGAGGACUGAACACAGACUUUAUCAUGGAACAAAUGACGCUUUGACGUAAUCGUAUAAACUACUACACUAUAUAUACAAAAAGAGAGUUUUUUUCACGAUACAAAUAAUAAUAGAUGGUAAAUUUAAUUGAAUUUAUUUUAUUAUUAAUAUAUAUCUUCGACAUCCAAUUCAUUGGUUUCUACUGUCAACUGGAAGCUACAAUAUAUCAUUGACUGAAGAUCGUAAAAUCGACUUUUAAACGUUUCGUUAUUGUCGUUAGUGCGUAUAGCCCUCUGAUCAAAGAUGACAGGUAAGUGUUCUUACCUACCAUUCCUUUAUUUCUGGGGCAUGCACAUUUUGUUCGUAAAAUCAGUGCGAAGUUCCCGUAAUCAUUUUUCGACAAUUCGAUACUAAUUAGCACAAUAUAUUUAUUUUAGAUAUUUGUAACAUAUAUAUAUAUUGUAGAAAAUUAAUCAAAAUAUUACGUUUACUGUCUAUGAUUUGUAUCCGAGAAUCAAGACCAUAAUAUUUUUAAUGAUUGGUCACUGAGGCAUAAAUUAAGAUUAUACACUUACGUUUUCAGGCCAGUCUAGAGUUUAAACUGGCAAUAUCUAGUAACGCUAUGAAGACUAUUUCAUAUACCACCCAUAUAUUUUAACUGUUACACUGGUCUCCCCUUUUUGAAUUCAGGAUUUUUUUAAUACUACCACUAUUUAGUACAUAAUUUGUUUUAUGACAAUAUUUUGUUUCGAGUUUAUUGUCAAAUUUACAGUUUUGUCAUUAAUGUAAUAAUAAAACUUGCAGGUUUUAAUUUAUAAUAUAUAAUUAUUAAAACAUUUUUUAAAUAGUUUGUUGAAAACCAUUGAUGUUAUACUAAAAUACAAAAAUUUAAUUAUUUACAUUGACGAAAUCCAAAAAAGAUAAACAGUUAAAAAUACCUAGGUAUUUAUAAUAUUUUCCUAUAGUUGAUUGUUGAGAUUAGUAUGGUAAAUAUAUUCAACAAAAAUGAUGGUAUUAGGAAAUUAAAAAUGCAUUUUAUACAUGUUUAAAAUAUAGGGGUUAGAUGAACAUUUAAACAACCUCCCCUCUCAACAGUUAUUAAAGUUAUAACAAAGUAAGAAGUGUAAACAAAUUCUGGAACAUGUCAACAAAUUACGUACUAAAUGGUGGGAGGAUUAGAAAAUCCAAAAGGAGGGUACUACUAGUAGUGUAACCUCUGUUACCUAUAUUUUGUUUUAUUGUGUAAUACAAAUCGUAAAGAAUAAUAAUAAGUGCAAUAGUAUUGAAAAUCAAAUUAUGAAGAAGCUUAUAAUAUAUUGUAAAACAUUGAUGUAUACUAUUGAAUAUUGUGUACAAUUGAAAGGAAGCUCUUUAAUUUAUUGGUCCUUGCUUUUGUUGAAAUUAUUAAUCUUUAUUAUAUUAUACUGUAAAAUAUUACCCUUACAUAUUAUAUUUUUCAAUAAAAAGUUCAAUUUUAACCAAAGCCCUGUAAAAUAUAUAUUAAUUAAGUGUAAAAACUUAUUAGACUGAGGCCCUCAAAAUCUAUUAGAAGCCUUCUUAUCUGGUAAAAACCAAAAAGUCAGUUUUCAUUUAUUUCCUUAAUUUCAGUUGAUAUUAAUUAUUUGUUUAUUUUCACAAAUUAUAUUUGCCUAUUCUAAACAUCCUUGCCAUUAAUUAGUGUGGAUAAUUAAAGUUUUACUGUAUACCUAUUAAAUACGAAUGAAAUGUAAAAAUAUGAAAAAAAAACAGCCCUGUAUACUUAUAUAAAUUGUGCGUAUUAACAAUAUUAUUUAUGGUUUUAAUUUAAAAAUUAUGAUUGGAGACUUAAGUUUUUUUUACAUUUUUCUACAAUAUUGUAUUUUUUAUAGUUAUUUUAUCAUUAUAUUUUUAUCUGCUCAUAUUAAUUCUUUCUUAAUUUUUCUUAUUAUUCAUCAUAUCUUUGUCAAUUAACAAAGAAUCAGCACAACAAAUAUUUUUGAAUAUUAACCUCUAAAACAAUUUUUGUUUUUUUUUUUAACUUUUAUUGAGUAACCAAAUCACCUCUCUAAUCUUUUUAAUAAAAAAACUGCAGUUGAACUAACUUAAGUACAUUUUCAAAUGUUUAUUUUUAAAACUUUUGAAUAAAUGUUAAUUAUAUCUAUUCAUAGAUAUAAUAAUAUAUGAUUUUAAUUUGACUGUCUAGAUCAUAAUUAUUGUGAUAUCGAGACACUAACAGAAUCUACUGAAGAAUGUAGUAGUCAAAAUGAUAUAAUAAAUAUAUCAGAUGACCCUGAUUAUGAAGAAGACCUUAAAUCUGGACCUCAGACAAGACUUAAAACAAAAAAACAGUUAAAACAAACCCAAUCCACUUGGACAUUAGUCCGUACUGCUCCAGGUUUAAGACCAAAUUGCUUUAUUUUUUAUGAUGGAGAUGGAUAUGCUUAUCACAACCAUAAAAUUGCUAACAAUAAAAAGUAAUACAACAUUUAAAUAAAUUGAGUUAUUAUUCAAUAUUAAUAUAUUUUUUCAAGGUAUCUAAAGUGUACACAAAAAAGUAUAAAAAAUAAACCAUGCCCGGCCAGAGCAGUUAUUAGAAAUGUUGACGACAUGAUUCGUCAUUCAGGGGAACCACAUACUCAUAAACCAAGAAACUAUGAAGAAGAUUUAUUAAAAAGAAAAUUUUUGAUGAUAAUUAGAGAGAGAGCGAUCAAUGAAACUACUUCAAACAGAACAAUUUUUGAUGAAGAAAUUAGAAAGUAAGUUUAACAAGUAUAUUAACAAUAAUCAGGGUUUGGAUUUUAUAACAUUUACUAAUUAUUGUAUGACUCGGAUUAAAAAAUCAGUAUAAGUUACAAAUUUAUAUUAUUUAUCAGGUAUUCCUUAUAUAUAAUUUUAUAUUUCAUAUUUGAAACCAUUUAGAUUUUAAAAGAUAUUUUCCAAAUUAAAUUAAUAAUUUUUUCUAAUAUGCAUUAAGUGUGAUUUAUUUUGUGUUAAUUAUAAAUUUUAUUUAAAUUGAAUGAAAAUAGUAGAAAAAGUUUUGUAUUAAAAUAAUAAUGUUUUAUUGUAACCAAACAAUGAGCAUAUUCUUUUACAUAAAAGUUACUAAACCCGUGUUAGCUAAUGCAUGUUGUGGAGUUGAGAGUUCAAUAAUUAGAUUAAAUUUUUAGGAUGUAAGAUUUGCUACAUAAAAAAAUUAAAUAAUUAUAAUCAAUAACCUAAAUCAGAAAAAAAAAUACAAUAUACCUAGAUAAACAAAUAUAGAUAAUAUAAAAAGCAAUAUAAAUGGCAUACAAAAUUAAGAGAUGUAUUAUAUAUAAGAUGUAUAUAUGGAUUAAUACUUAAAUAGAUUUUGCGAUCUCAAGCAUGUUGAUGUAAUUUAUAUACAUUUUUCCAAAGUGUUCAAUCUCGUAGACCACUAUUCUUAUCAAAAAUUUAUACUGUCUUGGUAUCAGCGAUCCAUUUUUCUCUUGGCUCGAUUCUCCUUUUCUCUUAUCGCUUAUAAAUUUCCAAGCCCCAUCUCGUACCACUCACUGUUCUGUCUCCUUCCACAUUCUAAGCUCCUCUUCUAAUUAAAUUGACAAUUUUUUUGCUUGUCUCAUGCGAGCUGCAAUUAACAACCCCUCCUUUUCCUUCUAAUUAUAUUUAUUAAUAUUGUUAUUUAAAUAGAUACUAAGUUUAUGCAUGAAAAAAAAAAAAAUUGGUUUUUCAAAAUAAUAUAACAAAUAACAUAAAUUAGUUUAGUUAAUUUUAAGCCUCUAUGUUAGUUAAGUAAUUAUUAAUACCUAUUUGUAUUUUUGGGCUUCAGCCUGUAUUGAUUAAAUAAUAAAUAAAUAAAUAAUAAAUAAAUAAAUAAUACAUUUAAAACUAAAUGUAAGAUUCUGCAUUUUGCAAUUUUCUUAAAAGUAUUUUAUGGUUUAUUGAAUCAGAAGCUUUUUUAACAUCAAGAAGUACUCCUAUCACUUGUUUUUUUUUUUUAUCAAGAUUUUUGUGAAUGGAGUAAUUUACUAUAAAAUGGGAAUUAUUAGUAGAUCUACCAUUUAUAAAAUCAUACUGGUUUCUAUCAAAAAAUAUAUUUUUAUCUAGAAAUCUCACAAGUCUAAAUUGUAUGCAUUUUUCUAACAAUUUAGAUAGUGAUAAAGUGAGAUAGAACAAUAAUUGUUACAAUCCAUUUUGUUUCCAUUUUUUUUUAAAGUUGGAGUAACUACAAAUUGUUUAAAUAAAUUUGGAUAUAUACCAGAUAACAGGAGCUAAAUUAUAUAUUAACAUUAAAGGAAAGGAGAUUGUAUCUGAUAUCUUUUUAAGAAUUAUAUUUUGUAGUCCAUAUUCAAAAAAUGAAGAGUACGGUUUAAUUGAAUUAAUGUGUUUUUAAUUUUAGAUUCAUUUAUAGGAUUUUAGGAAAAUGCUACCAUUCACUAUUGAGUCUUUAUUCAAAUUAAAAUUUAUGUUUGUAAUUUUUCGAGAAAUAAUGUUAUCUUCAAUACUUUUUAGCAUUUUAAUAUCCAGGUACUGGUAAUAAUAAUACAUGUACAAAACUCUAAAUCCUCAAAAAUUACAAUUUAAACAAAGUAUCAUACUAUUAUUUAAAGGUUUAAACAAGAAUUUUUUUUUAUGAAAUUCAGGUUUUAUAUUAGGUACAUUAUAGUUAUAAUUAUGUCUUAACUAACUAUUAAGUUUUUAUUUCAACAAAUGUAAUAAUAAUUUUAUAUUUUUGACAGAAUACCACAACUAAAAGGUAAAAUAUCGUUUUCAAGUACUGCAAGAAGAAUGCAAAGGUUUCGACAACCACAAAAAAUACAGGGUCCACUUUUUCCAAUAGAAGAUGAUGAACUUAUUGAUGCAAUCAACGAUUACAAAAAUAUUCCUGACGAUACUAUUAGUAACAAGGAUAAUACAAAAGAUAAUACAAAAGAUAAUAUAAAAGAUAAUACAAAAGAUAAUACAAAAGAUAAUACAAAAGAUAAUACAAAAGAUAAUACAAAAGAUAAUAUAAAAGAUAAUACAUUUGAUGCCACGAACCAUAUGGAAGUUAUAGAACUUGAAGAUGAUACCUAUAUGCAUAAUGAUUAUAUUGGUGAAAAUAAGAAUUUGAAUGAUAAAGAUGUCAGUGAAAAAGUUUUUAAAAAGGAAAGGGAAAAAUCUGUUAAUAUGUAUUGUAAGUUUUGGUAUAUUAAUAAUUUAAAUUUAUCUAAUUUGAGCAUAUUUUAAUUAUAUUUAAUUAUUCAGUUGCAUUAAAUUUUUGCUUUAGGUUGUAUUUAUUGUAAUAAGUGGCAGGAAGCUCAACUUUAUGAAUUUUUACCCAAUCCAAUCUCUAAAACAAUUGAGUUGAAAGUAGAAAAACCAAAUUUAGAUAUAAUACCACCUAUUGACCGUUCUAGUGUAGUAGUUUCUAAUACUCCUGAAAAGAUAGCAUUAAAUUAUAAUCAAAAUACUACUCCAAAAAGUUCUAAAACUGAUGACAAGUCUCUUUUAAAUAAAAAUGUAUCUCAAAAAACAGUUGUAUCUCACAAUACAGUUGUAUCUCACAAUACAGUUGUAUCUCACAAUACAGAUGUAUCUCACAAUACAGAUGUAUCUCAAAAUACAGAUGUACCUCACAAUACAGAUGCAUCUCAAAAUGAAAAUACUAACGAUUCAUGUAAUCGGGAUAAUCUGAAAAUGGAAGAAGAUACUAUCAGUAAUAAAGAAACUGAACAUCCAGAAACAUCUGGAUUGAGUAAACCACUAAUAAACAAACAAAAUAAAAAAAGAGUUAGAAGUAAAUUAGGCUUUGCCCAAAUGCGAAUUGAUUCAACAGUAUAUUUUGAUAAUAUGGGUUAUAGUUAUCAGAUACAGAAUGAAAAAAAUGACAAAAAGUGAGUCAUUAAUAUUAUUAAAUUAUUCAUAAAUUAAAUUAGAACUUGAUUACAAUUAAUAAUUAUUAAUAGGUAUUUAAGAUGUAUUGUUUGGGGAAAGAAAAAAUGCCCUGGACGAGCCCAUUUAAAUAAAAAAACAUUGAAUAUUACUAGAUCUAGAGGCCAUAAUCAUUUACCAUCAUCUACCUGUGAUUCAGAGAAAGAAGCUCGAUUAUUUUUACAGUCUAUUAAAGAAAGAGCACAAACUGAAACUACUUCCUUGAGAACUAUUUAUGAUGAUGAAAUAAAAAAGUAAGUUAAACAUGUAUUAAGGGGGUUGGAAUACACCUAUUUUUUUCACAUGUUUUAAACCAAUAAGUGGAAAAUUAGUUACAAAUAAAUAGUUGUAAUGAGCUCAACGUAGGAAUAGGACUUGGAGGAAAAAUGUUUGAAAUACAACAAAUUCCAACUUGAGUUCAUAGAUAAUUAAUAUUUUCCAUGCAAAAACUACAAGUCUAAUAAAUAAAUUCACAAAAAUAAUACAAAUCCAAAUAAUUUAAUUCACAAACAUCGAAAAAUAUUUGAAGUCCAAUUUAAUUUCACACACAAAAAUAUUACAUGUCCAAUAAAAUUUCAUAAAACAGAGUGAUACAAAGUUACUUGCUUUUGAUCAUGGUGGACUCGUCUGAUUAGACGAUGAUUCAGGCGGCGUUAUAUAUAUAUAUAUGAUCCGAGGGACCCCCGUAACCCAUUGUUCAUAGUGUAGCUAUCUACAUUAUUUUGUUUAUUGUACAAUUUUAUAUGUCAAUUCUAAUGUUUUAUGUUUUAUGUACAAUUUGCAGUUGUAAAAGGGUACAUUUUACUAUUGUUUCGUUUUGCCCUUAUUUAGUGUUGAUCAAAAGGUUAAUAAAUUUCUUAGCCCUGGCUUUGGGUUAUGUUCUCUUAUGGAAUGGUCCCCCUUUUUCAAAUAAUUCAGCGCACACGCAAUUUAACAAAAUAUUUGCUACAGGUUCACACGCGUAUACUUGUAGUAACGUGUAAACACGUAACAUAGGCAUACUUCUCAAAGUUCAAUUUAAAUGUAUAUAAUUGCAUUUGCCUGGGUAGUUGUUUAAAAGGUUGAUUUUAAAUUUUGAAGGCAUCCAACAUUAAGCUAUUAUUUUUGAAAAUUCACGAAAUAUAACAUAUUACAUUUAUAAACACAUCAUUUUAAAUGAAUAAUUUGAUUUUUUCUUUUCCGUUUGGCGGAACACCUAUGAUGACAGACCUAUCACCUUAAGAUUAUUGAUGGACUGCGGACUAUUGGUUCAGAACCACUGGUCUAUAAUGUAAAAAUGGAAGCCUUAAAAUUAAGAUAGCUGUAAAAAAUUAAAUUUUACAAAAUUGGAGAAAUUAAAAAAAAUAUAUUCCGACCUCCUUACAGCUAAAGUUUAAAUAUGUUCUAGAUUUCCUCUAGCAUCCUCUGUUGUAAAUUAUGUUAAUGCUACUCGACGAAUGCAGCGAACAAGGAGACUUAAAAGUCAACCAGCUGCUGUUGAAUUACCAAAAGAAACACCAUUAUUAUUGUCUGUGCAAGUAAUACCUGGUACUAGACGAGGUACAUCUUUGUAUUUAGAUGAAUUAGGUUAUCAUUAUCAUAAUGAUACUUUGACUACUAAUGGAAAGUAUGUAUUGACUUAUUUUAUUAAUUGUAAUUGAUAUUAUUUUAAUGGAAAUACAUUUUAGGAUAGUAAGAUGCACUAAAAACAGAAAAACAACAACAGAAGAGCCAUGCCAUUCUAGAGGAUUCUUGCGAUCAUCUGGGGAUGGAUUUGUCAUAUUUCGGACUAAAAAUCAUAACCAUCCGCCAGGAAAUCUAAAAAGAAAUCCAAUGGAACGAUCAUUUAUUAGUACACUAUGUGAACGUGCCAGAACUGAUCUAAAUUUGACUCUUAAAGAUAUAUACAAUCAAGAAAUUGAAAAGUAAAAAGUUAAAAGAUAAAUUAAUAAUUGUACAUAAUAAUAUAUAUAUAUAUAUAUAUAUAUAUAUAUAUGUAUAUUUAUAUAUUGGUUGAUAUCCAAAUGGUAAAUUCAAAAUGUAUAAUAUUAAUUAUACAUUAAAUUAUUUUAUAUAUGUAAUAGCUUCUAAACUAGUAUAUUCAGUAGUAUGUUUUAUCAAUGAUCACGUGAUACAUUUUUGAGGUAUUGGACAGAUAUGUACCCUAUAUAACGAUUCCCAAAUUUUCUUGGUUUUCACAUCCCUAAAAGUAAAAAAAAAUUAUCACGCCUACCACGACUAAAUUAAUUACAAAUUUGUUUUAAGUUUUAAACAUUUUUAUUUUUAUGACAAAAUAAAUCUGAAUAAAAAUUAAAAAAAAUCAAAAUAAAUAGUUUUAUUUUUACAAAGAAAAAAAACAUUGAAUCAGUAUUCAAUCAUAAUGUGAACAAUGUGUUUGUUUUCUAUUUAACAAGUUGACUGCCGUGAGUAAAUUAUACACGGUUUAUGCCCUUGUCAUUCAUAUUUUAGAUUCUAAGCAGAGCAAGGAAUGUAUUGGUUUUAGAUUGAUGUUUUUUUUUUCUAUGAACAACUUUUGUUUCAAUUUUUAAGUGUAGCAUUUUUUCUGAAAGAAACUUGGAUGGUAUUUAGGGAAGCAAUUUUUGAUUUUUCCAGGAAUUUUCAUAAUAAUUGGAAAAAUACACACAACACUUUAUUGGCAACCUCAGGGUAUUCAUCUUUAAUGUUAUUCAAAAAUUCUAUAAAUGAACAAAAAAUUAGAUAAAUAAUAAAUGUCUAUUAAUAAUUGUUUAUCCUUUGUGUUUGUGAAAUUUGAUAAUAGUUUUUCAGUAAAUGGGUCUUUAAUCCAAUUAUAUUAUUUGAUUUCUUCUAGAAAAUAUUUCAUGAAAUUAUUGAUCAGAAAUUAUUGUUAUUGAACUUGUUAGUAAUUCAACAUCAUUAUUUUUAAGAAAAUGUUUUAAAAGUAGUAAGCAAGUGGUUUUACUAUUUUCUUCUAUCUGUUUUCUUUGUCAUAAGUCGAUUAACUAUAGCUUAAAGAAAUAAAUAAUUAUGUAAUUUAUUAUAAUUUAAUAAAAAGAAAAAAGAACUAGUUGUGAAACAAGAUGGACUCUAUAUUGGACCAUUCAACCAAUAAAAACAUUAAAUAUCCCACCUCUAAAUUAUUUUCACCACAGUAUUUGUGUCCAUUACCAUUGCUAAUAACUAGUAGCGCAUCUAUGAGACUUUAGCCUCUCUUCAUUAGCUAUGUUUAAUAUUAACUAUUCAGUAUUCAGUUUUGUAAAAGUGUUACUAAUAAAAUGCACUACUUGAAUAAGUAUUCAAUUAUUCACAAAUAAUUGGGUGUUUUUACGGUUUGUACUAUUAGUAAAAACUGAUUACACGCUUGGUACUAUUGCAGUGUAAAAAUCACAAAAUAACCUCACAGUUGUUAAAAAUAUAUAUUUAGUAAUAAAAUAAUAACAACACUUUUUCUCUUUGACCUUUAUCCCAAAUAUUUGGGAUUGGCCUCCCUCAUUUUAACCUUCCACUUGACAUGAUCUACCAUGCAUAUAUACCAGCUGUAUUCAUAUCAUUCUCAAUUAUAUCCAACAGAGUUCUUUUUAUGUUAAUUUCCAUUACAAUUCUUACUGCUUCAGAUUCCUCUUCCUAUGCCAAACCAUCUUAGCAUCUUAGUCUAAACAUUUUAUUCAUAUAAUACCUACCAAUUAAAAAUUUGCAACAUUUAAAUGUAUAAAUAACUCAAAUGUUUUGAAAAUUUAACUUUUAAAAUAUAAUUUUUCGUUCUCAUUUCAAGUCUCCCAAAUAUUUUUAACUGAAUUAUAACAAAAAACAAAAUUGAAAAUAAUAAAAUUGCUAUUUUCUUAAAUUUUCCUGUUCUUUCUAAAAUAUGUUCUAGGUUUUCCUAGUUAUUAUAAAAAUUACUUGGUAAAUCAAAAUAUGACAUUUUUAUUCACCAAUUAAAUUAAAAAUGCAACAAUAAUAAUUUUUUUUUUUUUUUUUUUUCUUGGAUCAAUAUUUCUGGUAAAAUACACAAGUUACUAAAAUGUAAAGUUAUUACACCAUUAAUAUUUGUUCAUUUAUUCCUACAUUUUUCCUGAUUAUUAUGAAAACUUCUUAGAAAAUCAAAAAAAACAACCUUUUUAAAAUACCUACUAGAUAACAAUUCUUCUCAGAAUAGGUGUUUCAUGGGAAAAUCAAAACAAGAUUUUUGAUACACAGUAUAAAAAAAAAUUAUAAAAAAUCUUAAUAGUGAAACCAAUAUAUUCUUCACUUUACUCAGAACUUAAAGUGGAAUUAUACAAAAUGUUUCCGACUUUAAAUUUUUAGUUAUAAAGCUCUGUUGUAGUCAUAUCUACCUAAUUCAUCGACUGCUAAUACAUUAGUAUUAGAAAUACAAUAUUACUGGUGAUGAGUUUUAUUUUAUGAACUGUGAUUUUAAGUGGUUAAUUCCUUGAAAAAAAAUCUUAAUUAUAUAUCUUAAUUGAAAAUUCAAACAGGAAAUUUUCUUUACUGGUUCAGCUAUCAUUAGUCAAACGCAUUACCAAUAUUAUUUAAGUAUUAAUUAGGAAAAAUCCCUUCUGGCCGGUUAUAUACAUAUUAUACAUCACAUUUUUGUAAUAUUUCAAUUAACGGUUUUUAAUAAACUUUAUACAAUACAGCAAACUAUAUACGUAUACAAAUUAUUAAAUGUGUUUUUUAAAUAUGAAUACUAUAAUUUUGUAAAUGCAUAAAUAUGAAAAACUUAAGUUCUCAAAUGUAUUUAUUUAAAUAUUUAUUUAUUUAUAGGUUUCAUGAUGUAGCAGAUAAAAUUCCUUACCGAAUGGCAUGGCGGAGCAUGGCUAGGAUAAGACAACCACCUAAAUCAUGUGAUGAAGUUAAAUUAGUUUGUGUGACUUUAGUUUCAGGUAUGUGGCAAGAAUAUACACUUUAUAGAGAUGAUAUGGGAUUUUUAUAUUCAAUGAGAAAAGGAAGAAGGUAAGUUAAAAGAUUUAAUUUUGUAUUAAUCAACUCCUUUGUAUUUUAAACUUAUAAAACUUGGUCUUUAUAGAUUCGUGUGGUGUCAUAUGAAUACAAAAUUAAAAUGCUUAGUUAAAGGUUCAAUAUCAAAAGUAAAUAAUGUUUUAAUGUUGGAAUAUUCUGGUGAACAUAAUCAUCCAUCAUUGGACGAUGAUGAGUUACAAGCAGCUAUAUUUAUUGAAAAAAUAAUGCUAAAAUGCUUGAAAGAUGAUAGUAAACCAAAAAAAAUAUACGAUGAAGAAAUAGUGAAGUAUACUAAAUUAAUGAUACAUAUUUUAUUAUUAUUUGGACAGAUUUCUAUAUUAGUAAUGUUUAUAAUUGUUAAUUAGUUUUCCUGGUGUUGAAAAACGUGUGUCUUUGAGUUAUGCUCGUGAAAAAAUUAAAGCUAGGAGGAAAAGUUUAAAAAAAAAUGCAUCACAUGCGAUAGAAGAAAAAUGCAGCCAACCAUUACAAUUUGUAGAAUUUUGGGGUGAUGAAGAAAACCCUAUAAUUGAAGAUGAUUUUACUGAGGAGACUAAUUAUUCUGAAAAUGAAGAGUGUGUUGAUUCUACUGUUUACUCAGAUGAACAAGGAUUCAAAUAUACUGUAUUUGAUAUUCAAAAUAAAACCAGGUAUUAAUAAUUAUAAAACUUCUUUUUGUAUUUUUUUUUUCGAUUUAUUUCAUUAACAUACCAACUUGAAAUAUUUUAUUGAUUUAUUUUACCUUUAUAGAUAUUUAAAGUGUUUAAAAAAAGACAGUGGAUGUGAAGCCCAAGGAGAAAUAUUUAAAGGCGAACAUAAAGAAUGGCUAUUUUUUAUUCACAAUAAUAUUCACAAUCAUCUACCUCAUGAAGAUUAAACAAAUAGUAUACAAACUUUUGAAUAUAAAUUAAUGUAGCUUAUUAGCAUGCCUUAAUAUUUGUAUUAAAUUUACUUGAUCAUUGGGAAUAUUCCAUUAUGAAAAAUGAUAGUAUUACAUUAUCAAAGGCAAGCUUAUAAAAACUAUUUAAGCUAUAUUGAGUUUUUUACAUUUUUUAAUUACAAUAAAUAUUUUAAUAAAGCAAAUUGUAUUUAGUAACUUUUAAUAAAUUAUUACAAUUAUUAUGCAUAGUAACACAAUUGACAUUAUUAACAAUAUAAUGCAAUAUAAACAUUAUCUUAUAAUAAUAUUUGUCAUGUUUUACGUCUUAUUCCCAUAUUUAAGAAAUUUAUUUAAUGUAAAAAAAUGAUAUUUAACACAUUUAUUUUAUUAUAAAUGAUAGCUACAAAAACCUGAAAAUUAGAUAAUUAAGUGAGAUUCAUUUUUAAAUACAUUUUUAAGUUGUAAAUAAACCUGGUUGUCUCAACUUUUGUUUUUUAAGAUAUUGGGGAUGGGUGUCCUACUGUUGUAGAUGGAAAUGCAGAAUACAUAAAUUUAUUAUUAAUUUAUAACCUUAUGCAAUAAUAAACCAUCGCAAAUGAAAAACGAUUCUGUGCAAUGUUUGGUUAUACAUAUUUUGAAAUAUUAUAAUUUUAAUGUUUGUAAAAAUUUGAUAUUAAAACACUUAUAAAAA